Molecule: messenger RNA, 598 nt
Organism: Labrus mixtus (cuckoo wrasse)
Lineage: Eukaryota; Metazoa; Chordata; Actinopteri; Labriformes; Labridae
Product: ribosome biogenesis protein BOP1 homolog
Exons: 6
Coding region: 35-598 (187 amino acids)
Source: RefSeq, a predicted model, not a curated record
CAAGUGGCCACUCUGUCCAGAGUGUUAAACCUUAAUGACACUGAACAAGACCUACUUGCAGACUUUCUGGGACAUGAUAUCAGAGUACAUAGAAAGUUCUAUCGGCAAGGUACUGAUGGCCUGUGAACAAGGCAGACUGGCAGACUUUAAAGGGAAAAGUCUUGACCAGAUCUCUAUCAGCCCCCAAGAUGGAACAGAAGCUCUUGAAGAAAGCUCUGGGUUGUCAUCUGAAGAUGAAGAGCAAAAAGAUAAUCCAACAGUCGGAGAAGAAGAGGGCACCUCAAAGGAGCAGCUUGAAGAUGAGCAAAGCUCAGAAGAGUUGUCGGUGACUGAAGACAGAGGGAGCACCCCAAAGCACCUUCAACAAAACAGGGCCUUGAGAGGAAGAGCCUCAGUAGCCAGAGGGAAAAAGGACACCUCGACUCAACAUCAGGAGGAAGAGAAAAGCUCAGAAGAAGAGUUAUCGGUGACAAAAGACAGACAGAGUACCUCAAAGCGGCAGUUCGGACGAAAAAGAGCCUCUAGAGGUAACAACACAGAGACUCUGACAUUAUUAUUGCAGACUACACAACAAUAUGUUAUUUUUUGCAGAAUGUGA